Macrosteles quadrilineatus (aster leafhopper) is the source of this 2666-nucleotide messenger RNA. RefSeq names its product leucine-rich repeat-containing protein 40-like. The coding region runs from base 202 to 1881 and encodes 559 amino acids. NCBI's taxonomy places the organism in Eukaryota, Metazoa, Arthropoda, Insecta, Hemiptera, Cicadellidae. The transcript has 11 exons. Gene Ontology annotation, molecular function: protein binding. The record is from RefSeq and is a predicted model, not a curated record.
GUCACUAAAAUUAAAAUUCAAUUCACUCUCAGUCGUUAUUAAAAGUAAAGUUAAAGUAUAUUUAUUAUUAAAUAAAUACAUUUCAAUACUGUACUACUAAAAUAUUAUUGAAGACAUACGUAAGCUAAUGGAAAAGCAAUAUACGGAUAUUAUGCCUACGUGACAGAGUUAAAAAAAUGCAUUGAUUUGAACCCAGAAAAGAUGACAGAAGCUGUAUGGUCUCAAUAUAAUGAUUUACAGAAAAUAGAUCUAUCUCAUAAAGCUAUAAGUGUCUUGACUCCUGGAAUUUCCGAAUGCGAGGGUGUUGAAACUCUGUAUUUACAGAGUAAUUCACUCACCGAUCUGCCAGCCGAUGUGGGUGACCUGAGGUGUCUGAAAGUUCUGAACCUGAACAAUAAUUCAUUAACUUCCAUACCUUCAUGUAUUUUCAAACUGCAUAUGCUUACGGAAUUAACAGCAAAAAACAAUUGUAUCACAAGUGUUAACAAAGAUGUUGGAAAUCUGUGUGAUCUAAACAUUUUGGACAUCUCCCAUAACGAGUUAAUAACACUUACAUCUGGUGUGGGAUUUUUAAACCGCCUUAAGCAUGUAAACCUAUCUAACAAUAAGCUCAAAAGUAUCCCUCAUGAGUUGACAGCUAUUUGUGGGCUUGUGGAGAUUGAUGUUUCUUCUAACAAGAUUAGAAAACUACCUUGUGUCAGAAAUUUGUUACAUCUAAAAGUAUUUAGAGCCAAAAAUAAUUUAUUAAAGAAGUUACCAGACUUUAGCCAAUGCAGGGAGUUGGUUACCAUUGACUUCAGUCAAAAUAUUCUCGAGGACAUUGAUGAUGCAAGUUUGAACUGUCAACCAUUUUUAAAAGAAGUUCAUCUCCAAAGCAACAAACUAAAAUGGCUUCCAGAAGAUUUUUGUAAUCUCUCAUCCCUUCAAGUCUUGGACUUAAGUUCCAACAAACUGAACACGUUGCCUCCAUUCAUAGUUGAAUACCCCAACCUCCAAGUAUUGCGCAUAGCAAACAACCCAUUCAAGGACAUUCCGCUUCACUACACCAAGGCGGACACACUCAGACUUCUAACUUUUCUAAGGGAGAGAGCCACUCUAGAAGCAGAACCUCCAUCCUCAGAAGAGGAUCAGCAACCAGUAGCUGUUCAUGAAGCUCCACCCUCUAGAUUCUCCUUAGGUCAGUUACGAAGAUGUGGAAGUGUUGUACACACCAGUCCUGAUGAACCAGUUCCCGACACUGUGUGGGAAAAUGCAGUCACUGCAAGAGUGGUCAUUGUCAAUCUAUCUCACUGCAGACAACGUCUACCAACACGUAUUACAGACUUGUCUGAAACACUGAUGGAACUUCACCUUGUGGACACUGGGAUGAAGGAACUUCCAUCUCUGGUUGGAGAACUUAAAGAACUUCAAGUUUUAAUCCUUGAUCAGAACUUACUCUCAAGCCUCUGUCCCGAGCUGACCAAGUGCAAAUACCUGAAGGAACUUUCUCUGGCAUGUAACAGGUUUAGCGAAGUUCCAAAGGUUGUUUUUGAGCUGAAGCUACUGAGAACCUUGAACCUCAGCAAUAACCAACUUGCAGACCUGAGCAGUGUUUGUGGCUGUGAGUCUUCUGUUGCUUUGGAGAAUCUGCAGUACCUAGAAACUCUAAAUAUCAGCAACAAUGAAAUCUUCCAGCUACCACCUCAACUGGGCCUCAUGACUAACCUUAAGUCACUUGAAGUAACUGGCAACAAAUUUCGUCAGCCAAGCUACCAUAUUGUGUCCAAGGGAACUGAAGCUAUCUUGGCCUACCUGAAGAACAAACUACCCGAGGAACCUUCAACUGAAGUACAAGAGAAGAAAACACCUACCAGAACACCCGUGUCUUUCUUUGUAUCAUAAGUGCUUGUGUGUCCAUAAGUGGUCCAUGAAAAUCAGUCACGUUUUAACCUAAUUUAAUCAUUACUAAGGAUCAGCACCAGCAAUUCUAGUCAAAGCUAUGAGCCAACAAUUAAUUACCGUUUUUAUUUUCUCCAUGAAACGAAAUAUGAGUUGCACAUUUGCACUACUCUGAUACUCAAAGCCUAAGGAAAUAUGGAUUUCUGUUUGAUUUUUUAAACAUUUGAUCUUAUGUAUUUGAUACAUUAUUUUUGGUUUUGAUACCUUUAAAGGGUGUUAAUUCUUUCCCCAACAGUUUUUUUUUUCUCUAGAUUACUCAUCUUUACUGAUUUUCCUGUAAUGAGCUUGAAAAAAAUCAUCACAUUAGACUUUUGCUAUCAGAACUUUUUGAGGUGAAAAAUUGCAUCUAAACCAUCAAAUAGGGAUUAUCUGAUUACCCAAAAAUUGUUUCCUCCUAUUCACCCAAUGUUGUUGAGACUCUGCACAUGAAAAUUGUAGUUACUACACUACAUACCAUACAAAACAAUGCAAGAUUAAAUUUGGAAGCAUAUUCAACACUAUGAACACGUAAAGCAUCAGUUCUAUGGACACAAAACCAGCAAUCUCAUUCAAAAUGUUUUUUUUAUUUUUAUUUAGUAUUAAAAAUUGAAUUUAGUUUUUUUUUAUUUACAGAGUGUUUGAACAGGAACUCUCUAAUUUGAAUCAAUAAUAGAGACGACAGUAGGAGGACCGAUGCUACUAGGUGUCGAAAGAGGUAUAUCCUCAACACACCAUAAUAUUAGAUAAUA